AUGUCUAACUCCACCAUCAACUUCUACACCGUGCCGCAGGCCGUCAGCUUCUCUGACAUUAUUGUCAUUGUGACAUAUUUUCUUCUGAAUCUUGCAGUCGGUAUCUGGUCUUCAUGCAGGGUGAGCAGGAACACUCUGAGUGGAUAUUUCUUGGCUGGCAGAGACAUGGCCUGGUGGCUGAUUGGUUCAUCUCUCUUUGCCAGCUCAGAGGGUUCUGGUCUGUUUAUCGGUCUGGCUGGGACCGGAGCUGCUGGCGGCAUCGCCGUCGCAGGAUUUGAAUGGAACGCCACCUAUGUGCUGCUGCUUCUGGCCUGGAUCUUUGUGCCGGUCUACAUCUCCUCAGGGAUCGUCACAAUGCCAGAGUAUCUGGGGCGUCGCUUUGGAGGUGAGAGGAUCCGAACUUACCUGGCUGUCCUCUCACUGCUGCUCUCCGUCUUCACAAAGAUAUCGACUGACUUGUACUCUGGAGCUUUGUUUGUUCAAGUGUGCCUGGGAUGGAACCAGUACCUGUCCACGGUCCUCAUGCUGGUCGUCACUGCCCUCUACACUAUUGCAGGUGGUCUCGCUGCUGUUAUCUACACAGACACUUUACAGACAUUCAUCAUGUUUGUAGGCGCCAUCAUCCUAACCAUCACAGCUUUCAAUGAAAUUGGUGGCUAUGGAAAUUUGGAGAAAGUCUACAGCAAAGCAGUUCCCAGUAAGAUUGUCCCAAACACCACCUGCCACCUGCCGAGGGCCGACGCCAUGCACCUGUUCAGAGAUGCCGUCUCCGGAGACCUGCCCUGGCCUGGCAUGACUCUGGGCCUUACCAUAGUGGCCACCUGGUACUGGUGCACUGACCAGGUUAUCGUACAACGAUCUCUUUCUGCUAAGAACAUGAGUCACGUCAAGGGAGCAUCAAUCUUCGCUGCUUAUCUGAAGAUACUGUCUUUCAUCAUCAUCAUCCUCCCCGGCAUGAUCAGCCGAGCCUUAUAUCCAGACUCUGUGGGGUGUGUGGACCCAGAGGACUGUGUGAAAAUCUGUGGAGCCGAGGUGGGAUGUACCAAUAUUGCUUUCCCUAAACUGGUCAUUGAACUCAUGCCAAGUGGUUUGAGGGGACUGAUGAUAGCUGUGAUGAUGGCCGCUCUGAUGUCUUCACUGACCUCCAUCUUCAACAGCAGCUCCACCAUCUUUACCAUGGACAUCUGGAAGAAACAUCGACCACGAGCCUCUGAGAGGGAGCUGCUGUUGGUCGGCAGGAUUGUCACGGUGAUUUUGGUGGUGGUGAGCGUGGUGUGGAUCCCCAUCCUCCAGUCAGCCAACAGCGGGCAGCUGUACGACUAUAUCCAAUCAGUGACGAGCUGCCUGGCGCCGCCCGUCACAGCUGUCUUCACGCUGGCAGUGUUUUGGAAGAGGACCAAUGAGCAGGGUGCGUUCUGGGGCCUGAUGGUGGGUUUGGUGGGAGGCGUGUGUCGGAUGGUUUUGGAGUUCAUCUACCCCUCUCCUGGAUGUGGCGUCGUGGAUACAGCACCUGCGGUGUUACGUGGCGUGCACUACCUCCACUUCGCCAUUCUGCUUUGCGGGCUCACUGCCGGCGUGGUUGCUGUAAUCUCACUGCUCACACCGCCGCCCAGCCACGAACAGAUGUGUAACCUGACCUGGUGGACAAUAACUGAAGAGCGACAAAGAGAUAUUCCUCUGCAGAAAGUGUCCCCUGUCAGCCACCGUAGCACUCAUGGCUCGGAGCCAACACGCCGCGUAACGUGCGGCCAGGGGGCAGGACUGUGCGUUGCUGGAUUGUCGUGCUCGGAUCAGACUCCCGCUCCUAAAGUUCCCAGCAUUCGUGAGAGCGUGUUCUGGUCCAGGUUCUGCUGUGCCAACGCCCUCCUGCUGGUCAGCGUGAACAUUUUUCUGUACGCUUACUUUGCUUGAAUGAAUGGUCAGACG
This is a messenger RNA of Nematolebias whitei (Rio pearlfish), 1926 nucleotides long. It is a transcript of the gene slc5a10, whose product is annotated as solute carrier family 5 member 10. NCBI's taxonomy places the organism in Eukaryota, Metazoa, Chordata, Actinopteri, Cyprinodontiformes, Rivulidae. The record is from RefSeq and is a predicted model, not a curated record. The transcript is spliced from 15 exons. Bases 1 to 1911 code for a protein of 636 amino acids. Gene Ontology annotation, biological process: transmembrane transport. Gene Ontology annotation, molecular function: D-glucose:sodium symporter activity. Gene Ontology annotation, cellular component: plasma membrane.